Molecule: messenger RNA, 211 nt
Organism: Cuscuta campestris
Lineage: Eukaryota; Viridiplantae; Streptophyta; Magnoliopsida; Solanales; Convolvulaceae
Source: the annotation of a GenBank genome assembly
GUGACGGUCGAAGGUGGGUUGGGGUACGGUUCUGGGGUUGGACCGUCUGUGGCGUGUCCAUAGGGAGGGUGUCGGGCUGUCGUCCGUGACUGGUGGGACGGGUCUGGGGUUGGACCGUCAGUGGGACAGGAGCAUGUGAGCCUGGGCUUGGAGGAAAAAUAGGGGUUAUAGGAGAGGGUGACGGGAGGGAUGACAAUUUGGGAUAUGGAAA